CUCACAGCACCCUCACCUCCGGCCACCAUGUACAGGAUGCAGUGGUUGUCCUGCCUGGCACUGACUCUGGCCCUCAUCACACACAGUGCACCCACUUCUCGCUCGACAAAGGCAAUGCACCAACAACUGGAGCAAUUGCUGGGAGAUUUAGAUGUGACUUUGAGAAGAGUCAAUAAUUACGAGACUUCCAAACUCUCCAUGAUGCUCCGAUUUAAAUUUUACCUGCCUAAGAAGGUCACAGAAUUGAAACAUCUUCAGUGUUUAGUUGGAGAACUCAAACCUUUGGAGGAUGUGCUGAAUAUAGCUCAAAACAAAGAAGACACUAGUGAAUUAAUCAGCAAUAUUAAUGUCACAGCGCUGGAGCUAAAGGGCUCUGAAACCACAUUCACAUGCGACUACGACGAGAAGACCUCCACCAUUGUCGAAUUCCUGAGUAAAUGGAUCGCCUUUUGUCAAAGCGUCAUCUCAACACUGACCUGA
Molecule: messenger RNA, 480 nt
Organism: Echinops telfairi (small Madagascar hedgehog)
Lineage: Eukaryota; Metazoa; Chordata; Mammalia; Afrosoricida; Tenrecidae
Gene: IL2
Product: interleukin 2
Exons: 4
Coding region: 28-480 (150 amino acids)
Biological process (GO): immune response
Cellular component (GO): extracellular region
Molecular function (GO): growth factor activity; interleukin-2 receptor binding
Source: RefSeq, a predicted model, not a curated record